AUGAAAGUGCAACUGGCACUUAUGCGUGACGGAAACGGGGAGGACGAAGACUGUGCUCUCAAAAUUCUGUGCGGAUGCGGCGCGCUCGAUGGCACGGAAAUUUCGGAGGCCAUCUCGACGGCCAUCCAUUUGCGUCAGAAAGGCAUGAAGCCGCUGUUCUACGCACCGGACGUCCCGAUCUGCGGGCCGGUCAAUCAUCUCACCAAAGAAAUCGACGAUAACGACUCCUCCAGGAAUGCUCUCGUCGAGGCUGCCAGACUGGCGAGGUCGUGCAUAAAACCUCUGUGCGAAUGCGAAGCCUGCACACACGGCGCGCUUAUCUUGCCCGGCGGAUUCGGCGCCGCGCGCACCAUGAGCGAUUUCGCCUCGAAGGGCGCGAAUUGCACGGUGCUGCCCGACCUGGCGAAGCUCAUCGAGGACUUCUAUUGCGAGAAGAAACCGAUCGGCAGCAUGUGCAUAGCCAGCGCGAUUGUCGCUAAAGUGCUGAAGGGUGUGAAAGUCACUCUCGGCAAGGAAUCACCCAAAGAGAAAUGGCCGCACGGCGAAGUUAUCAAGAAGGUCCGAGAUAUGGGCGCCAAGCUGGAGAUGAAAGACGUGAAAGGCGUAACGCGCUGCAAGAAGUACAAUGUGUUUAGCACGCCGGCUUGGUUGUACACGUGCGCCACUUAUUUCGAGAUCCAUGAAGGUAUCGGCAAGAUGAUCGGGAUGCUGAAGAAAUGCGUGAAGAAGCUGUGA
Molecule: messenger RNA, 735 nt
Organism: Dinoponera quadriceps
Lineage: Eukaryota; Metazoa; Arthropoda; Insecta; Hymenoptera; Formicidae
Product: ES1 protein homolog, mitochondrial-like
Exons: 4
Coding region: 1-735 (244 amino acids)
Source: RefSeq, a predicted model, not a curated record